This is a messenger RNA of Frankliniella occidentalis (western flower thrips), 2097 nucleotides long. RefSeq lists its product as uncharacterized. The coding region runs from base 800 to 1978 and encodes 392 amino acids. Gene Ontology annotation, cellular component: membrane. The transcript is spliced from 6 exons. Gene Ontology annotation, molecular function: olfactory receptor activity; odorant binding. Gene Ontology annotation, biological process: sensory perception of smell. The record is from RefSeq and is a predicted model, not a curated record. Lineage: Eukaryota; Metazoa; Arthropoda; Insecta; Thysanoptera; Thripidae.
UGUUGUUGUUUAUAGUUGCAAACAUGCCUCUAAAACAGUUUGGCAUAUACAGGUAUACUGGCUGAGGGUGAGCGUGGAGGAGUUCGUCCGGUCGUACAAGUUCCUGGAGGCCGAGAGGGUGGAGUCUGGGGACCUCCAAGACUCGCAGGAGAUCCUGGACAACUACUAUCUCGUCUACCGAAAGACACCACGGACCCGCCCACCGCAGCCACUGGGGGCGUCGCACGCCCAGCCCGCCUUCAUCUUUCUGGGCGUCGGUCUCGGAGUGGCCACCAUCGUUUUCUCGUUGGAGGUCACGCCCUGGCACCACCCAAUGGCUGCCGUUGUACUCUCGUAGCCGACCGGUGUAGACGGACAGUCGGCGCGGUCCCUAACAACUGUAAGGACGCCAACCGGCACGGCAGGCUCGACGCAUCGAUUCCACCGUGCAAAAAUCACAUUUCUGACUUUUUUCGGACUAUACACAAAAUGUAUCCCACUUCUCUCUUUCACGAAAUGAGUGGUCGUGACUGGUCAGCAGAUACACCACUCCCGUAUUCCAGCGCCGUUUAAAGAUUUACGUAUCGUGCCGUCUGAACUCCCCCCCCCCCUUCUCCUCAUCUUCUUUCUCUUACUUUGCGAUUCGCUCUUUUCGGAUUAGCGUCUCAUCCGCUCAAGACGUAGUCCAGUGUCGUAUCUACGGUCGUUCAACGCAGACACCAGAGUAUGGACGAAUUUUCUGGUCCGGUCAACGUGGCGAAUAGUGCAUUCUGCUGCAAGUCCAGACGUUAAACCACGGCGGUAGGAUUAGUUUAGCGUGAUGACGGUCACCGGACCUUUGGGCACGUGGCUGUGGCUGCUUCGCACCAAGAGACCUCUGGACAUCCGGCAGUGGCUUUGGGCGAGCUGUGUCGGCAGCAAGGGCUCGCAGCUCCUCAUGCUCGUCGCCAACACGAUGCUGCUGCUGGCCGCCAUCCAGGCGCCCAGCAUGAAGGAGGCGGCGGCCGGCACCCUCAUGUGCUGCGGCUUCUACUCGUGCAACUCGGCGCACGCCGUCUACCUGCUGCGCCGGCCCCGCGCGCGCGACAUGCUGGCGCGCAUCCUGCGGGUCGCGGGCGCCAUCGAGGAGGAGGCCUGCGAGAACGGCAAAGUGGUGCUAACAAAGGCCACCCGUUCGAUCCGCCGGAUGUCGGUGAUACAGCUCACGUACAUGGGCGGCAUGGUGUGCAGCGUGUGGGCGCACGUGCUGGUCGGCGGCCGGCCCUACGCGCCCAUGUGGCCGCCGCCGCCCCUGCCCGCGCCCUGGGCCGAGCGCGCCGUCGGCUACUUCGAGAUGGCGGCCAUGCUGCUGGGCUGCCUCGCCUACUUCACGCUCAUCACCCUCUUCAGCUGCAUCGUCAUGGCCCUCACGGGGCUGUACCAAGCACUCAGCCUCCGCGUCGAGACGAGCCAACGAAGGGGGCAGGUGCUGCGGUUGAUCGAGCUGCACCAGCAGUUGAACCGCAUCUCGCGAGAGGUGGAACUGUUCUUCGCUGACAUCAUCGCCCACCUCAUGGUGGCCAUCUUGGUCGUGCCCCUCGUCGCGACACUCCAGGUGGUAUUUAACGUCGUGGACGCGCUUACCUUCAUGAGUUCGUCCAUCUUAGUGAGCGUCUUCCUGCCCAUGUCCGCCGUGAGCCAGAGCCUGACGGAUGCGAGCGCCUCGCUAAGUCGGAGCGCCUACUCCAGCGCCUUCAGCGAGGUCGCCAAUGCCCCAUCUUUUCCGUUGGCAGACACAACAUCGCCUAGCCCAGUGUCGUCCACGCAACUGCCUUUGGAGGCGCCCCCGAAGCCGGUCGACGUGUCGACGCAGCGCGCCCUGCUGCUCGUCAUGGUGUCCGCGUCGCGGCCCGCCCGCAUCAGCCUCAAGGGCCUGGGCCCCGUCAGCCUCAGCACGGCCAGGGCGGCCCUGCGCGUCUGGUACCAGUGGGGCAACAUGCUCGUCAGCGUCGCGCGAUAAUAUAAGGUCUCGAAAAGGUCGACAAAGUGAUCGACUUUGUGCGAUGUGUACAUGCGAUGUUCGUUUAGAUAGUUGCAUUAAUUCAUUUAUAAAGAGCAGCGAGGAAGAAAGAAAGAAAA